UAUUACAGUAAAAAACUCUCAUAUAAAAUUACAUCUCAACUCGAAUCAGCGAAGUGAACGGACCCAUUGAGUUCUCAAAAUGACUCACUGCUUUUAGCUGCAACUCAAAAUCAAAUCCAACAGUCAUUUCCUUGGCUGAAACAUCUAUUUUUGCUUUUCUAACUAUCUUUUUCUUCCAGAUUUUAUUUAGUCCACCAAUUAUUCAUUUCUCUUCUAUGGCGAUCGACAGAAUUUUCAAAGAUGAAGCGAGCGAAGAGAAAGGGGAGAGGGCCAGAAUGGCAUCGUUUAUUGGUGCAAUGGCAAUAGCUGACUUGGUCAAGACAACCCUAGGACCAAAGGGAAUGGAUAAAAUUUUACAAUCAACAGGUAGAGGACAUGAAGUUACUGUUACCAAUGAUGGUGCCACCAUUCUAAAGUCCCUGCACAUUGACAAUCCUGCUGCUAAAGUUCUAGUUGACAUUUCAAAAGUACAAGAUGAUGAAGUUGGUGAUGGGACAACUUCUGUUGUUGUUUUGGCUGGUGAACUUUUAAGGGAAGCAGAAAAGCUCGUAAACGCAAGGAUUCACCCAAUGACUAUCAUCUCAGGUUUUCGAAUGGCAGCUGAAUGUGCCCGUAAAGCCCUGCUGGAGAAAGUCGUGGAUAAUAAGACCGAUUCUGAGAAAUUCAAAUCAGACUUGAUGAAGAUUGCAAGGACUACUUUGAGUUCCAAAAUUCUCUCACAGGACAAAGAACAUUUUGCUAAACUUGCUGUGGAUGCUGUACUACGACUUAAGGGAAGCACUAACUUAGAGGCUAUUCUGAUCAUAAAGAAGCCUGGGGGAUCCCUAAAAGAUUCCUUUUUAGAUGAAGGGUUCAUUCUUGACAAGAAAAUAGGUAUUGGGCAGCCCAAACGCAUAGAAAAUGCAAAGAUUUUGGUGGCAAAUACUGCUAUGGACACAGACAAAGUGAAGAUCUAUGGGGCCCGUGUUCGUGUUGAUUCAAUGUCCAAGGUUGCUGAAAUUGAAGGGGCUGAGAAAGAAAAGAUGAGAGAAAAGGUUCAAAAGAUAAUAGGUCAUGACAUAAACUGCUUUGUUAACCGACAGUUGAUUUACAAUUUCCCGGAGGAGCUCUUUGCAGAUGCUGGAAUCCUUGCAAUUGAACAUGCUGAUUUUGAUGGCAUUGAGCGCCUGGCUUUAGUAACUGGGGGUGAAAUUGCAUCGACCUUUGACAAUCCAGAAUCUGUUAAGCUUGGGCACUGCAAGCUCAUUGAGGAAAUCAUGAUUGGUGAGGACAAGUUGAUCCAUUUUUCUGGUGUUGGAAUGGGUCAGGCUUGCACAAUAGUGUUGAGAGGUGCUAGCCAUCACGUGCUCGAUGAGGCUGAUAGAUCUCUGCAUGAUGCCUUGUGCGUGCUGUCUCAGACAGUCAAUGACAGCAGGGUUUUGCUGGGAGGCGGAUGGCCUGAGAUGAUCAUGGCAAAGGAAGUCGAUGAGCUGGCCAAGAAGACGCCCGGAAAGAAGUCCCAUGCAAUUGAAGCUUUCUCGCGGGCACUCUUGGCAAUUCCAACCAUCAUUGCAGACAAUGCUGGUUUGGAAAGUGCUGAGUUGAUCGCUCAACUCCGCGCAGAACACCAAAAAGAAGGAUGCACUGCUGGAAUUGAUGUCAUCACUGGUUCUGUUGGAGAUAUGGCGGAACUAGGAAUUUCAGAAGCAUUCAAAGUUAAGCAGGCCGUAUUGCUUUCUGCAACAGAGGCUGCUGAGAUGAUUCUUAGGGUUGAUGAAAUUAUCACGUGUGCGCCACGGAGAAGAGAAGACGGAAUGUAGAAGAGAUGUGGAUCGUUUUGGCUGGGAAACAACAUUUGUUUUAACAUCUAACCCCGGCAUGUGCUCUGUCGUUGAUUACUAUAAACACUCAUAGUUGGAUCAUGGAUGGGACGACAAAUAUAGCCGAGAACUGGGUUGGGUUGUGGAGGAAAUUUUUGUUGGCUCGUCCCUUUUUUUUUUUUUUUUUUUUUUGUGUUGUGGUGGUGCGCUUGUUAAUCUUAUGAGAGAUACUUUCCGUUUUGGUUGUGGGCCAUAUGGCACGGAUGUUAUUUAAUUUGCAAGCGGAAAAAGAGACAAAAACGGAGAGAAGGUUUUCAAGUAACCCAGCUGGGAAAAUUGGAAUGGAAUCAGCUGUUCCAAAACCAGAGAAAAUGGAGAA
Morus notabilis is the source of this 2178-nucleotide messenger RNA. RefSeq names its product T-complex protein 1 subunit beta. Gene Ontology annotation, biological process: protein folding. Gene Ontology annotation, molecular function: ATP hydrolysis activity; ATP-dependent protein folding chaperone; ATP binding. The record is from RefSeq and is a predicted model, not a curated record. Gene Ontology annotation, cellular component: cytosol; chaperonin-containing T-complex. The transcript is spliced from 11 exons. Lineage: Eukaryota; Viridiplantae; Streptophyta; Magnoliopsida; Rosales; Moraceae. The coding region runs from base 216 to 1799 and encodes 527 amino acids.